Molecule: messenger RNA, 2214 nt
Organism: Raphanus sativus (radish)
Lineage: Eukaryota; Viridiplantae; Streptophyta; Magnoliopsida; Brassicales; Brassicaceae
Product: homeobox-leucine zipper protein MERISTEM L1
Exons: 10
Biological process (GO): regulation of DNA-templated transcription
Molecular function (GO): lipid binding; DNA binding; DNA-binding transcription factor activity, RNA polymerase II-specific
Source: RefSeq, a predicted model, not a curated record
ACCUAUUUCUCGUCUUCCUCCUCUCCUAAGUUCCUCCUUCAGCCAAUUCUGCAUUUUUUUUUUUUGGGUAUCUCUUACCGGCUUAAAGAUAAUCCUCUGAAAACCAUCGAUUAUGUCUUGACUAGGAUAUAAAUCGGUGCCCUUCUGAUUUUCGCAUAUCUCCCGCAUCCAUCUCUUUUUCUCCACAAGAAGAGAACCCAAAAAUAUAGUAGAAAAGUACUCAAGCUAGGGUUUCAGUGUAUGUCCAAAAAUUUGAAGGCAUUCAAAAGCGCAAAAGAAAGAAAAACUCCAAAACCUAUAAAGGAAUCAAUAAUCAUAAAAACCAUCAUGUAUCAGCCAAACAUGUUUGAGUCUCAUCAUCAUAUGUUUGAUAUGACUCCGAAAAACUCGGAUAACGAUUUGGGUCUUACGGGGAGCCGAGAAGACGACUUCGAGACCAAGUCUGGCGCAGAAGUCACCAUGGAGAAUCCUUUAGAAGAAGAGCUUCAAGAUCCUAAUCAGCGUCCUAACAAAAAGAAGCGUUACCACCGUCACACGCAACGCCAGAUUCAAGAGCUUGAAUCGUUCUUUAAGGAGUGUCCUCAUCCUGACGAUAAGCAAAGAAAAGAGCUGAGCCGAGAGCUAAAUUUAGAACCUCUUCAAGUCAAGUUUUGGUUCCAAAACAAGCGCACCCAAAUGAAGGCACAACAUGAGAGGCAUGAGAACUCGAUUCUGAAGUCAGACAACGACAAGCUCAGAGCAGAGAACAAUAGGUACAAGGAUGCUCUAAACAACGCAACAUGUCCAAACUGUGGUGGUCCUGCUGCCAUAGGAGAAAUGUCAUUCGACGAGCAGCAUUUAAGGAUUGAAAACGCUCGUCUACGCGAAGAAAUCGAUAGAAUCUCUGCCAUAGCUGCUAAGUAUGUAGGGAAGCCAUUGCUGCCUCACUCUUCCUCGCCUUUCCCUCAGCUCACAUCUUCACACCACAUUCCAUCCCGCUCCCUUGAUCUUGAAGUUGGCAACUUUGGGAACACUAACACUAGCCAGACAGGUUUCCUAGGGGACAUGUAUGGAACAAGCGACAUUAUGAGAUCGGUCUCGAUCCAUAGUGAUGCUGAUAAGCCAAUGAUUGUUGAGCUAGCUGUUGCUGCCAUGGAAGAGCUUGUGAGAAUGGCUCAAACCGGUGAUCCCUUGUGGGUUCCAAGCGAUAAUGCGGUUGAGAUUCUCAGUGAAGAAGAGUAUUUUCGAACGUUCCCUAGGGGGAUUGGACCUAAACCUAUCGGUUUAAGAUCAGAAGCUUCUAGAGAGUCCACGGUUGUCAUCAUGAACCAUAUCAAUCUCGUUGAGAUUCUAAUGGAUGUGAAUCAAUGGUCUAGUGUGUUCUGUGGGAUUGUAUCGAGAGCACUGACGCUAGAAGUUCUCUCUACUGGCGUCGCAGGGAACUACAAUGGGGCAUUACAAGUGAUGACAGCUGAGUUCCAAGUCCCGUCACCGCUUGUCCCGACACGUGAGAACUACUUUGUAAGGUACUGUAAGCAGCACAACGACAACACUUGGGCGGUUGUUGAUGUCUCUUUGGACAGCCUAAGACCAAGUCCCAUCACUAGAAGCAGGAGAAGACCCUCUGGUUGUCUGAUUCAAGAAUUGCAGAAUGGCUAUUCUAAGGUGACAUGGGUAGAGCAUACGGAGGUGGAUGAUAGAUCGGUUCACACCAUGUACAAACCGUUGGUUAAUACCGGUUUAGCUUUUGGUGCGAAACGUUGGGUGGCUACACUUGACCGCCAAUGCGAGCGGCUCGCUAGUUCGAUGGCUAGCAACAUUCCAGCCGGUGAUCUUUCCGUGAUAACGAGUCCUGAGGGGAGAAAGAGCAUGUUGAAGCUAGCGGAGAGGAUGGUUAUGAGCUUCUGUAGCGGAGUAGGCGCGUCGAAUGCACACGCAUGGACGACUUUGGCUACCACAGGAUCCGACGACGUUCGGGUCAUGACCAGGAAGAGCAUGGAUGAUCCAGGAAGGCCUCCGGGUAUCGUCUUGAGCGCCGCCACUUCCUUCUGGAUCCCAGUGGCACCUAAACGUGUGUUUGAUUUUCUGAGAGAUGAAAACUCUAGAAGCGAGUGGGACAUACUUUCGAACGGAGGCUUGGUUCAAGAAAUGGCUCACAUCGCUAAUGGUCGUGACCCUGGGAACUCUGUCUCCUUGUUCCGAGUUAAUAGCGCGAACUCAGGACAGAGCAACAUG